Messenger RNA from Pelagomonas calceolata, 660 nucleotides. NCBI's taxonomy places the organism in Eukaryota, Pelagophyceae, Pelagomonadales, Pelagomonadaceae. The record is from the annotation of a GenBank genome assembly.
CCACGCUUCUUCUUUCUCCUCGGGGGACCCGACGACCGACGCCUGCACGACGGUGCCGGUGACCACGGUGCCCUGGAGGGGCUGCUGCACGACGGCUGGCUGGUAGACGACGGGCUGCGGGGCCAGCGGCGGCCCGGCAGGCGCCAUCUUGGCCAUCACCGGCCCGCCGUCGUACGCGACCGACGGUUGGCCGCCGUAGCGCUGCAUCUCGACGGCGGGCGCGACGCGGUCGUUGCGCUCGCGGCAGCAGACCAGGCAGCUGCAGCCUGUCACGCCCCAGAUGAUCGAGAUCGGGCAGAGGAGGAAGAACGAGAGCACCCAGAGCCACCAGUGUUUGUCGAUAAUCAUCACGACGAUGCACAGCACCAGCGCGACGCACCACAAACCGCAGCCGGCCGCCGCGUUCCCGGCCCAACACGCCUGAUUGUAACAAACGGGGCAGCAGCAUUCUUUCCCGCGGGCCACGGGGCAGCAGCCGCAGCCGCCCAGCUCGGCGUCUUGGCUCAUCGUUCUGCAGCCGGUGUUUUGGCGGACGACAAACUGAUUGACUGCCCUGCACGUUGUCAGUGGCUGUCCACUCUGAUUGUGGAUGGGCGCUGGGAGGCACCGUAUGGCCGGUGGGCUUUAUCCUAGCACGCGGCGGUGGGGCCCAGCCAAGUC